Molecule: messenger RNA, 828 nt
Organism: Clavispora lusitaniae ATCC 42720
Lineage: Eukaryota; Fungi; Ascomycota; Pichiomycetes; Serinales; Metschnikowiaceae
Biological process (GO): endoplasmic reticulum tubular network organization; membrane organization
Cellular component (GO): endoplasmic reticulum
Source: RefSeq, a predicted model, not a curated record
AUGCCACCGAAAACAACGCAACGUCCCAAAUCUUUAAUUGCGACAGUGAAGUCCUUGAGCAAAACGCCUCAACUCUACUGGUUUCUAGCUCAUGUGCUUAGCUUGGUCAACUUUGCAGGGUCUUUUAUUUUUGGACUCUUUAGUCCAGCGAAAGCCUUGUCGUACUACAGGUACACGUUUUUCUUCCAAUUGAUUUCGUACGGAAUUGUUAUCAAGCAAGUCCACUUUUCGUCAAGUGCUGGUUCUAGAUCACAGCUCUUGAGAGAUGAGAAUGUCCAGUAUUUCUUGUUCGCGUUCAUCCUCUGGUUGGUGUCAUUCAAAAUCGGGACUUUGGCUGGUACUCCGUACUCUUACAUCAUAUUCCUGUUCUUCCAUGUGGCAACAUACUUGCAGUCACAUUUAUUGGAAUCGUUGCCUAUCCCUAUCGCAACUCAAGCAGCGAUCAGUUCGAGAAUUACCUACUUAACGACGAACUUCACCCAGCAAAGUCUUUACCUUGCAGCAACGAGUGAAGUAAUGAUGGUCGUGAACAUUCUUUGGCAGCUUCCUCGCCUUGUUAUCAAUCUCUUCAGAGAUCAAGUCUUCGCGGCUGUUCAUGUGUUCAGCAUAGUGGCAGUGAUUGUUUUCGUCAAGUUGAGAUACAAUGAGAACCAAACCAUGAAGUUAGUUGUGCAGCAGCUUGACGCAAAAGCAGCUGGUUUUCUUUCGAAUCCAAUGUUGCCUCCACAACUUCUGGUCUUCUACCAAACGACGUUCAAGCAAUUUGUUGCGAAGUACAUUUCCCCAAUCAAAGUGCCCACAAGAAGUGUGCAAAAGAAGACAGAAUAG